Nymphalis io (European peacock) is the source of this 3168-nucleotide messenger RNA. Its product is annotated as glutathione hydrolase 1 proenzyme-like. The record is from RefSeq and is a predicted model, not a curated record. The transcript is spliced from 12 exons. The coding region runs from base 317 to 2164 and encodes 615 amino acids. Lineage: Eukaryota; Metazoa; Arthropoda; Insecta; Lepidoptera; Nymphalidae. Gene Ontology annotation, cellular component: plasma membrane. Gene Ontology annotation, molecular function: glutathione gamma-glutamate hydrolase. Gene Ontology annotation, biological process: glutathione catabolic process.
AAUUUGUGGAGCGCGCGGGCGAGCGCGUGCACUAUAACUCGAGAAGAUUUACGUAAAAAAUUAUAACAAUUGUGUAAUUUUAAGUAUAAUAGCGAUAUUGUGAUAACGGCUUUACCUGUUUAUAUAAUAAGUAAGUGAGUUUUGUGUUGUCAUAAUAAAACCAGAGUGUUUGUUGUGUUUUAACGCCUGCUGAUAAGAAAACUCGGGUCAAUUUGCACAAGUUAAAGCAGCCCACGACAGUUGAACAUUCACAGGCUUUUCAUUUGUUUUACUAAAGCACAUUAUAGAUGAACGAGGAGAAAGUUAUCAAGAGAAAAUGACGAUUCAGAGUAUGACAGUAACUGACGCCCGUGAUGCUACUUCUAAGAAUUGGUGCAAAAGGCCUUACAAGUUGAAAACGAAGAUCAUAAUAUCAGCACUAAUAAUUUUAGUUCUGGUAUCAGCGUUGAGUGGUUACCUUAUUGGUAAAGCUGAUUAUAAUGCGAGGAAAUUGUCAGCGCCUCCGGAUCCAAUAAACCCCCUGCCACCGUCACCGUCAUGGCUCCAUGUGUUCAAGAAGGCAGCGGUUUGCACAGAUGCACCGCAUUGCUCCGAAAUAGGCAGACAUAUACUUUCAAUCAAUGGUUCAGCAGUGGAUGCCACAAUCGCGGCGAUGUUCUGCAACGGUCUCCUGAACCAGCAGAGCAUGGGUCUUGGAGGGGGGUUCUUCAUGACUGUUUACAUCAAGGAGGAGGAGAAGGCGUACACGGUCAUCGCGAGGGAGAAGGCCCCCGAAGCUGCUACCCGGGAUAUGUUCAAUGGAAACUUUGAUAAAAGUAGCAAAGGUCCUUUAGCGAUUGGCGUGCCAGGCGAGCUUCGUGGUAUGUGGGCGGCACAUAAGCGAUGGGGCAAGCUGCCUUGGGAGAAACUCGUGACACCCACCCUCGAGUUUUGCAAAUACGGGUUCACAAUAUCGAAGGCCCUGUACGAUGGCCUCGAAAGCGCGCCUUAUAUAAAAAAUGAUCCACAUUUAAGGAAAAUGUACUUUAAUAGUUCGAAGAACAAAUUCCACAAGCCAGGCACUCUUGUGAAGCCGAGCGAGGCUCUCUGCAACACGCUCAGAGUAAUAGCCGAGAAGGGCGGGGACGAGCUGUACAACGGUACAUUGGCCGUUGAAUUCUUAGAAGAUCUGAACAGAGUCGGCAGCAUCAUUACAGCUGAUGAUUUGAAGAAUUAUCAGCCAAAAAUCACAGACCCAAUUUCCGUAUCAUUGAGCAACGGAGACGUCCUGUAUACCCCACCACCGCCCAGCAGCGGAGCUAUUUUGGUUAACAUUCUUAACAUCGUUAGCAGCUACAACUUUACAAACGAAAGCAUAAAUGGUACAGAUAACAAAAUACUCACUUACCACAGGAUAUUAGAAGCGUUUAAAUAUGCUUACGCAGCUAGAACUAAAUUAGGAGAUGAGGAUUUCUUAGAUCUGAAUGACUUUUUGCACAACAUAACAGCGCCCGAAUAUGGUACCGAAAUUCGGCUCAAAAUAAACGAUACUAUGACAAACAACGAUACAAGCCACUAUGGAGCCACUGAGUACCAUAAACCCGACUCUGGAACUGCGCACAUAUCAGUGUUAGCAGAAAACGGCGAUGCUGUAUCGUUGACCAGCUCGAUUAACUUCUACUAUGGCGCUGGAUUUUCGACUCUAAACACCGGCAUCGUUAUGAACAACGUUAUGGACGACUUCUCUUCCCCUGGUAUCACAAAUUACUUCGGUAUAAAGCCGUCACCUGCCAACUUCAUCGCGCCUGGCAAGAGACCUUUAUCCUCGAUGAGUCCUAGUAUUAUCGUUGACAGAAAUGGCAAUGCGAAACUUAUUAUUGGUGCAUCCGGGGGGACAAAGAUAGUGACUGCUAUUGCUUUGGUAACGAUGCGUAAGUUAUGGUUCGGACAGACCAUAAAAGAAGCGGUAGAUGAAGCUCGCAUUCACCAUCAAAUAUUCCCAAUGUACGCUCAAUACGAAUUUGGCAUAAUAGAGGAUAUAGUCAAAGGCUUAGAAGCAAAGGGUCACGGUAUGGAGCGUUAUGGUGGCAGGGGUUCCAUCGUGUGCGCGCUCUUCAGGAACCAGACGGCAAUAUAUGCUAAUGCAGACUUUAGGAAGGGAGGCGAUGUCGCUGGAAUUGACUAAGUACUCAGUGCUAUAAUUGUGCUAUUUUAAAUUAUCAAAAUUAAAAAGGGUUUUCUUCAAAUGUUUCUAAUAUAAGCUCGAUUUUAAUGUCGUUAGUUUUGUUUUAAAAUGCGACAUCUUAACGCUCUUUGAUUUUUUUUUUAAAUGACAACUCUGUACAUAGCUACACUUAUAUAUUUCACAAAAUCAUGACAAUUUUAGAUUAUUUCACGUUGAGUCCCAAUUACAUGUUUAAUAAAUCUUUAUAAUUAGAUAUUUGCUCACUAAGUAUUAUUGUUGUUUACAUAUAUUAUUAGAUACCAUGAGUUUUUUGUCUGAUAGCUAAUAUUUAAUAAGCUAAGUACUUUCUUUAAAUAAUGAACGCCCAUAGUACUAUAAUUACAAUAUAAUAUUUUUAAGGCUGCAUAUUUUUUCCAUGUUUCUACAUUAAUUAAAUAUUUAUUAUAUAAAAUAUGCUUAUUUAUAAAAAUAAAAACCUAUAGCAUAAUAACCAUUAUCUAACACAAAUAAAAUAACAGAUUAAAGAUACAAACAUCCUCAUUUAUUUUAUUAAUAUACACAUUACAAUAUUAUUUUCAUAUUUCCCCUUAAGUGUUACUAUAUCAAAAAACUAAAAUAUUUACAAAGGUUACAAGUGACAAUAAAGUAAAAAAGCGCUCGAAAAACAUGAGAUUUAAAGAUUUUAAUUGACUUAUAUAGUCAUUGUUUUAGUAUUUUAUUUAAUUGGUAUUUAACUCGUGUUUAUGUGACUUAAGUAUAGACUUAAUCUGUAAAGGUCGAAAGGACCGUUAUAUUUUUUAUAUCAUUAAGUUUUUGUCGUGGUAAGAGUCUAUUGGAACUUUGCUUUAAAUCUUAUAUUAAUGAAACGAUAGUUCAAUUUUACAAAAUAAAUAAAUAUUUAUCUAUAUGAAAACAAUAAGUAUUAUAUAUAUGUAUCAAUGAAAUUGAUAGUUAAGUAUGAAUAAUAAGUCCCAGACGAAGUACGAAACAAAUAUAAACUUUAA